UAGAAGGCAAUAACUCAGGAUCACUAGAACAUAUCAACAAAAGCAACUCUAGCUGGGAUAAACAAGUAGCUCAAGAAACUAAGGAACUCAAGGAAAUAACAAAUACACAGAAAGAAGAACUUAAAGAAAAUAAACAAAACAACAAUACUUCUACACAUAAUGAAGAGGUUAUUGAAGUCAAUACAUAUAAUAAAGAGGUCUUUAAAAUCAAUACACAUAAUAAAGAGGUCUUUGAAAUUAGUACACGUAAUGAAGAUAACACCCAAACAACAACAUGUAACAAAGAGGUCUCUGAGACAAGUACAGCCCUUCGCCAACAAUAUCAAGACUUUAAAAAAAGAAUUGGAUCAUACAGCAAAGAAAAAUCAGCUAAUAUCAGGCCAGAACAAGAACCCCAUGCAGGUAGUUCUGCUAACAAAGAAGAAAACCCAUACUUGCAAGAUGAUGCAUCUAUCACAGAUAGUGUGGGCUUACAAGAAAAUGAUUUAACACAAGAUGAACAAAAAGGGCCUUUGUCACUUUCAAUAAAAUAG
Messenger RNA from Cetraspora pellucida, 533 nucleotides. NCBI's taxonomy places the organism in Eukaryota, Fungi, Glomeromycota, Glomeromycetes, Diversisporales, Gigasporaceae. The record is from the annotation of a GenBank genome assembly.